Messenger RNA from Rana temporaria (common frog), 3467 nucleotides. It is a transcript of the gene COL9A2, whose product is annotated as collagen type IX alpha 2 chain. NCBI's taxonomy places the organism in Eukaryota, Metazoa, Chordata, Amphibia, Anura, Ranidae. The transcript is spliced from 32 exons. The coding region runs from base 181 to 2229 and encodes 682 amino acids. The record is from RefSeq and is a predicted model, not a curated record.
UCCAACCUUAGCUCAGUCUCAGUGUGUCAGGGAGCUGCAUCCCACAUCAUCCUAUAUUUGGGGUCUGGUAACACAGGGCUAGCUGGAGCUCUUGCCUUGCUAGUAGGAUUUUUGCACAAGCCCUGUGCAGCUUCCCCCCUCCCCUCCCUGUAGGUCCUCUGGCAACCAGGACCUGGCACCAUGGUCAGCCUGCAGCUCUCUGUGAUCCUACAGCUCAUCUGCUUGUCUCUGGCACAGUUUAGAGGUCCUCCGGGUCCACCAGGGCCUCCCGGUCCAGCAGGCACACCAGGUAUCCCAGGAUCAGAUGGCAUAGAUGGUGACAGAGGGCCUCCAGGAAUUGGUCCUGCGGGCGCAAAAGGAGAACCAGGACCUCCUGGACCUGAUGGUCCUAACGGUGAAUCUGGAAUUGAUGGAUUAAUAGGAGCCAAGGGGGAUCCUGGACCUCCAGGACGACCAGGUGCCAAAGGUCAGCUGGGGCUGUCAGGGCCUCCAGGAAAGCCAGGUCCUGGUGUUGCUGGACUUCCUGGAAACGCAGGACCAGUUGGACUUCCUGGAGAAAUUGGUGCCACAGGAUCAAAGGGUGAGAAAGGACCUGUUGGGCCCUCUGGACCACCAGGACCACCUGGAAAACCUGGCCCCUCUGGGAACAUCCAAGGACUAGAAGGCAGUGCUGACUUUUUGUGUCCAACAAACUGUCCAGCUGGCCCUAAAGGACCCCAAGGACUGCAGGGAGUAAAGGGCCAUAAAGGGCGUCCAGGUCCCCUUGGUGAGCCAGGACCACAAGGAAAAACUGGCACAAAGGGAGAUGUGGGCAUUUCAGGGGAACAAGGAAUUCCAGGACCUCCGGGCCCUCAGGGAGUCCGUGGUUACCCAGGGAUCGCUGGACCCAAAGGCGAAACUGGACCAACAGGAUAUAAAGGGAUGAUUGGAUCAGUUGGUGCAGCCGGGAAACCUGGUGAGGAGGGGCCAAAGGGGCCCCCAGGAGAGCCGGGAGAGAAAGGAGAUAAGGGGUCCCGAGGUGUCAUUGGACAAAUGGGAGCAAUGGGUCCUAAGGGAAACCAUGGUCUCCCUGGCAUUGAUGGCAAAGAUGGAACUCCUGGUGUUAACGGAGUAAAGGGUAGCACUGGGCAAAAUGGCAUCCCUGGUUCACCUGGUCAUCAAGGCUUAGCUGGGUUACCUGGACAACCAGGCACCAAAGGAGGUUUUGGUCAAAAGGGUGAACCAGGUUCACGUGGAGAGCCAGGGUUCGCUGGAGCUCCAGGAAAACUGGGAGAAAGGGGUCCACCAGGAGAAGUUGGCCCCAGGGGUAUUGUAGGUAUAAAAGGGGAUCGUGGUGAAAGAGGACAGGUUGGACCAGGUGGUGUUGAAGGAAAAGCGGGAGUAAAGGGUGAGCAAGGACCUCCUGGAAUACCAGGACCACAGGGUAUUACUGGAGUAAAAGGAGACAAGGGUUUCCUAGGAAAGAUUGGAGGAAAGGGUGACGUGGGGGACCCGGGAGUUGAAGGUUUGGCUGGAGAGAAAGGAGAAAAGGGGGAUUCUGGUGAGCCAGGUCCUAAAGGCCAGCAAGGUGUAUAUGGAGAACUGGGCUACACAGGACCAACCGGAGAUCCUGGCCAGCCUGGAGUACAAGGACUAGCAGGACUACCUGGACCAAGAGGUCAUAACGGAGAGAGGGGAGUCCCUGGAAUGCCAGGACGACCAGGAAAUCCAGGCAGAGAUGCUGGAGAUCAACACAUUAUUGAUGUGGUUCUAAAAAUGUUGCAAGAGCAACUAGCAGAGGUGGCUGUCAGCGCUAAGAGAGCUGCCCUAGGAGGAGCUGGCGUUGUGGGACCACCUGGACCCCCAGGACCACCAGGACCUCCUGGAGAGCAAGGACCCCAUGGACAUCAUGGACCACGUGGCAUCCCUGGAAUUAUUGGAGUGAUGGGUCAAAUUGGAAACACAGGACCCAAAGGAAGACGAGGAGAAAAGGGAGACCGUGGCGACACAGGACGUGGCCACCAGGGUAUGCCUGGACCCCAUGGUAUUCCAGGUUUCCCUGGUAUACCUGGUCACGCCAUUAAUGGAAAAGAUGGAGAAAGAGGUCCAGAGGGAACAGCAGGAGAGGCUGGCAGACCUGGGUUGCCUGGUCACGCAGGUCUCCCCGGAUUUUGUGAGGCAGCAGCAUGUUUGGCAGCAUCUGCAUAUGCUCCAGCUUCUCUGACUGAGCCCGGUGUCGUCAAAGGUUAAAAAUCCCACUCACCCUAUAAAAUACUUCUAGGACAAAAAGACUGAAUUAUGAAAAAUAACAUCAAAAGGAACCUAUUCCUUGCUAUAAGGGCCCACACCCCAAGUACACCAUUCUAAGGGUCCUUCUGAUGCAAGGGAAGUUAUUGGGAAUUAUAUAACCAUCAACUUUGGCAUGGCCAAUGGAGGAACAAAAUAGAAAUGUUCUUACACUCAGAAAAGCCAUCAUAAAUUGUCGGCAAUGUGCAAUCAACCACUUUCCUCCUAAACACUGACCUCAGCACCAUCCUUUCUUAUAUACUUAAUUUUGGAAAAUUCACCUGAUUGCCCUGGAAGAAUAUAUUGUCCAAAAGUCAGAACCCAUGUCUGACAUGUGAAGCAAUACUCUACUCAGUUAUAUUAUAGAUUGCCAAAAUAUCUACAUAAAGUCCUGGAACUGUCAAGGAAGACCUGAAAGAUAGUGUUAUUUGGGCCUGGGUGACUAAGCUACAGGCCUAAAAUAUUGACUGUUGUUGGGUCAAUCUUGCCUUUUGUAAAUGCAGGUUUGGGCUCACAUAGAGUAAUAAAGAUCUGUCCUACGAUGCAUUAUGAUUCCAGAUACUUUCUAUCAUAUCUUGGCAUCUGGAUAACCAUAAUUACUAUGCAAUAUUUGUUGUUGGUGAUGACCUUUGUAACAAUCAUUGACAGUGCUAACACAUACAGGACAUAUGCCUUAAAUUAUUGUAAAAGCCAUCGACCAAGGUUUAAAGCUCAUUUUAAGGGACCCACAAUCUUUAAAAAAGAUGACAAUAGAUAUACUUGUUUGCAUUUUGCACAGAUCCUGAACAAACUAACAUGUUUUUAUAUUAUCAAUAUAAAGAGCAGAACCCACAGCAACCAGACACAAUUCAAUUUUCAUUUGUUCAAGUACAAAAAAACGUUUAACGCCAAUUUCUGAUUAGUUGCUACAUGUUAUUAUGCAUCACUGCUAUUUGUACUACAUUUUCUAAUACAAUAAUUGAUGAGCAUAAUGUGUCAUCAGUAUUAUUAGAAUUUAGAACAACAUGACAAAGAGUUUUUAUCCUUCUACAAGUAAUUAGAAAUUUACAUUUUCCUAGUGCAGGUUUGAAAAUGAAACCAAUACUUGUCUGAUUGGUGGAUAUAAAUGUAAUUAUUCUUCGUUUUCAUGCACUCUGUCUUUAGCAGAGGAUGCUUUGUAUAUAUGCCAAAAUGUGAAUCAAAAAAUACAUACCGGUACCUGA